Molecule: messenger RNA, 600 nt
Organism: Pyricularia pennisetigena
Lineage: Eukaryota; Fungi; Ascomycota; Sordariomycetes; Magnaporthales; Pyriculariaceae
Exons: 2
Coding region: 1-600 (199 amino acids)
Biological process (GO): ribosomal large subunit biogenesis; intracellular mRNA localization
Cellular component (GO): preribosome, large subunit precursor; nucleolus
Molecular function (GO): mRNA binding
Source: RefSeq, a predicted model, not a curated record
AUGGGAAUCGCACGCACGAAAACGAUAAAAAACAAACACUCGGCCAAGCUAGCCAACCUCCGGAACAAUAAGUCCUCAUCCUCGCAGGCAGAUGGAGGCAAUUUCGUGAGGGCAAAGAAGUCGGGCACGGGGAGCAACAAGCCACCGAUCACUUCGCAGGCCAAAGGACGCCCGUCAAUUUCGGACCUCCUUAAGAAGAAAAAGAAGAGAGUGUACACGGAAAAGGAGCUGGGCGUGCCCAAGCUCAACAUGAUCACUCCGGUCGGCGUCGAGAAGCCCAAGGGCAAGAAGAAGGGCAAGGUUUUUGUCGACGACCCUGAGAGCAUAAAUACUAUCCUUGCGAUAGUGCAGGCGGAGAAGGAGGGUCAGAUCGAGUCCAAGAUCAUGAAGGCGAGGCAGAUGGAGGAGAUUCGCGAGGCUAGGCGUAUAGAGGCCGAAAAGAAGGAGGCAGAGCGCCAGGCCAAGCUUGAAGAUACCAAGAACUCGCUGAGAAAGAAGAGGUCGAGAAACAACAAAACCCAGAAUGAGGGAGUGAGCGAACUUGCUGCUACAGGAUCCAAAGCGACUAAGGCAAAGAAGAAGAAGGUUUCUUUUGCCUGA